AUGAGGGUUGCAAUAAUAGGGGCUGGAGCUAGUGGUCUUACCAGCAUAAAAUGCUGCAAAGACGAGGGUUUAGAGCCGGUUUGUUUCGAGCAGGAGGACGCCAUUGGAGGACUUUGGUAUUUUACCGAAGAGGAGAGACAUAGUUCCGUGUACAGGUCGACUGUAAUCAACACCAGCAAAGAAAUGAUGUGCUUUUCGGAUUUCCCGAUCCCUAAAGAAUAUCCUCCGUUCAUGCACCACCAAUUGAUCAUGAAAUACCUCCAUCUGUACGCGAAAGAAUUCGAUUUGUACAAAUGCAUUCGGUUCCGCACCAAGGUGGUUGACCUUAAGAAAGCACCAGAUUUCGAAGAGAGCGGGAAAUGGGAAAUCCUAUUUCAAGAACUUGACGGCAAGAAUCCCGACGCGGUGAAUAAAGAAGUAUACGAUGCUGUGAUGCUUUGUGUAGGUCAUCACUCAGAGCCCUCGUGGCCUUCCUUUCCCGGUAUGGACGAAUUUUCAGGGCUCAAGAUCCACAGCCAUUCAUACAAGGACUUUAAACCAUUUGAAAACAAGAAAGUCCUAGUGGUUGGUAGGUAUUUUGCUCUUGAUAUUUUCUUUCCUUUAAUUCAAAGCUAAAUUCUUCAAGAAAAAUAUUUUUGCCAUCCACCUUUCCCCUUUCCCCUUUCCCCUUUCCCCUUUCCCCCUUCCCCUUCCCCACUUCCCUUUCCCUUCCCCCUCCCCCCACUUCCCCUCCCCACUUCCCCCCCCACUUCCCCUUUCCCUUCCCCUCCCCCCACUUCCCCUUCCCCCUCCCCCCACUUCCAACCUUAAAAGCAUUAUUCACUACUCACCCCCUCAAUAAAAAAAAAACAAACAAACAGACAAAACAAAAAGCAGGAAACAAAAAGCAAAGAAACAAAACAAAACCAAAUCCAAAAUGACUAGAAUAAAUUAAAAAUGAAAAUUGAAUCCUUGAAUUAUUUGUCAAAGAUAUUUAAUUGUUAUGGAGCCAAUUGCUUAUAAAAGGUGUUUUAAAUGAUCUUGAAACUAGUAAAAAUCAGAAGGGAAAUUGGGUACAUUGCUUAAACCCUCACAAUUCCUCUACCUUUUCCUUUUGCAUACUCUUUGUCUGGCAGAUGAUAAACAGAUAAGAAAGGCAAUGAUCCCCAUCAGUCUUAACUUAUUAUUGCAUAAAAUGGAUAGCCAAUAACCCCUGCAAAGUGAUCUGCAUCUCUACCACUGUUUUAAGUUCACUUGCUCCAGGAUGGCUUCCAUCCCCCCUUUAACAACCUCUGUGGUUAGAUGGGCUGUGAUCAGGUCUAUAUGUCAUGCUUAAAACUCAGUUUGCUUGUUGGUGGUCUUUCAAGGGUUUUCAUGGUUACUGGUACCUUGUGCAUACACUUAAGCUUCCAGGCAUCUUUAUCCACACAAAAGUCAUACUUAAUAUUGCUAAGGAGAUUAAAGCAGCAUUUUGUUUUGCAAUGACCUAUGUAUUUUUAGGUAUAGGGAACUCUGGUGGUGAUAUUGCUGUGGAACUCAGUCGUCACACUCCACAAGUCUUUCUUUCUCAGUACUCGCAGAGGGGCUUGGGUCCUGUCCCGCAUGGGAAAGGGAGGUGAGCCUAUGGACCAGCAGUUCAUCAGGCGUGUCGGGUCUCUUGUACCCAUCUCACUUCGAAGAAGUCUUUUUAAAAAAAUAGUGAAUGAGAGAUUUGAUCACAAAGUAUUUGCACUGCAGCCUCAACAUCCAAUCACUGGUCAACACCCAAUGGUCAAUGAUGCUCUGCCACACCGCAUAAUAGUUGGAAGUGUUGUCAUCAAACCUAAUGUCAGGAGCUUUACCAAAUCUGGAGUUAUCUUUGAUGAUGAUACUCAAGUAAAUGACUUAGAUGCUGUGAUCUUCUGCACUGGGUACAAGAUAGGAUUCAGGUUCAUAGAUCAAUCAAUUCUUCCUGUGAAUGACAACAAAGUUGAGCUAUACAAAUAUGUGUUCCCCCCGAACCUUGCCAAACCAACACUUGCUGUUAUUGGCUGUGUACAGCCUCUUGGUGCCAUUUUUCCUCUGUCAGAGCUUCAGGGACGGUGGGUAACCCGAGUGUUUAAUGGGAAAACACCCCUUCCUCCUAAGGAUUUCAUGAUGAAAGAUGUUGAAAUGAAAAGAGAGGCCAUGCAAAGAAGAUAUUACGCUUCUAAACGCCACACAAUUCAGGUAAAAUAACCAAGCUCCAAUACAUUAUGGCAUAUCAGUGAAGUAUAAUUUUUCAUGUGAUUACAGAGAAUUGCACACUCUGUUUGGUAGAUGAUCAUUCCCUAACAAAAUUUUUGAAUGAGGGCUCUAGGUUGUGUUUGUACUGCAGCCUUGUUUUGUAGGUUUUCCAGUGGAAAUGCUGGAUCUAUAGCCAACUAAUGUUUGAGUCUCAGAAUAUGGGGUAAUUCUGGUAGCCCACACUGAUUGUAGCUGUAAAAUGAUAAAACCAAGCACUCAAAAUGUACAGGAAAUUUAGAAAUCCUAAUGGUACAUUAGAUAGGAAACCAAACCUUGUGAAGGGGGCAAUCUUUCCAAUCAAAAAGCCAGGUAUGUUUCAUUAAGGCAGUGUCUAAAUGCAGCAGGAUCUGGGCACGGUCUUAACUGGGCUAAAUGCCUGACAUUCAGAAAUUUUUACAGAAUUUUGACUGAAAGGUUCUUUCAGACCUCUAAAGCAUAUCGGAUGUUUGUUUCAAAAAAUGAAGUAAUUAAAAAAAAAUUAUUUUGGAUACCAACUCCAAAGUAGUUAACUAUGCAUGCAUCUCACUAAAUCAUUAUUCAAGAGUGCAUUGUAGCUAGCUUUUAAUCUGAAAAACCUUCCUUCACUUUCACAGGUUGAUUACAUUUCCUAUGCAGAUGAAUUGGCAAAUCAGGUUGGUUGCAGACCAAACCUGAUAAAGCUCUUUUUCAGCAAUCCUACGCUAGCCCUGAGUUGCUUUUUUGGACCCUGUACACCAGUUCAGUAUCGUCUAAUGGGCCCUGGUGCAUGGAAAGGAGCCAAGAAAGCUAUUGAAGAUGCUCCUGGAAAUGUGAUUUACGCAACAAAGACACGCAUUUUACAAAAGAAGGAGCAGCAGGGAACUAACACGGCUGCUGUGUGUUUGAAGUUGUUAGCUUUGUUUGUUGUGCUCAUUUCCAUUAUCAUAAGAUUUUCGGCUGAAAACUUGAGUAGUUCAGAGGUGAAUUCACCAUGAAAUUCUGUAUACUAACAGAGUAAGAGAGAUGGUAAGUUUUUCCAGGUAUGUUAUGGUUUGUUCAUCUACAAAUAUUUACCUAGUUGGUGGAAGUAGGUAGCAGAAGCAGUCCUGAAUCAUGCUCUUUUAUCUUUGUGAAUAGUUUGCUGGUAUGCAAAUCAGCACACCUUGCACAAAGUGACACACACCCAACAGUUACAGGGGCCUAUUGAUAGUGGGCACUGGAGGGUAGAUGAUGCACAAAGCCAAAUUUCAAGUUUGUUAAUGGCUGGCCAUUUUAAUUUUUCCCAGCCUUAGCUCUCUUUGUUCAACCUUUGUUUAUUGUAUCCCUUUGCAUUUGUCUAGUUGACACUAGCAAACCACUCUUCAAAUGCUACCUCAUCCCAAACAAAACAAUUUAAACUAAACAAACAAGCAAACAAACAACCCCUGUAAUAUCAUGACACAGUUUGGUACUGGUGUAUGACAUAGAUUAGUCUCGCCUUCUUUAUUUCUAACCUUUGCAAUGUUCAGACAGCCUUGUAGUUAAAACGUAUGAACCUCCAAAUGCCAUUAAAGGUUACCAACAGGUAUUGUAAUGUAGCUUUAGGUGUGUUGUUUGAUCAGUGCAUUGGUCUUAGUUUUUUUCUUCAUGCAGGGUAUACUAGAGUAACAGUGGCAGUUUGUGCAUACUUUUGGUGUAGUGGAAUUUCUAAGCAUGGUAACAUACUUUCCAUUAAUGUACAUCUCAGAUAGUGCAUGUAUUUUGCUAUGAUUGGUCAAUUAAGUGUAGCGUAUUUUGCUAUGUGACUGCUAAAUUUAAAAGUUUGUUUGAAUUGGAAUCCUUUUCUUUUAUUUGAACCCAGAGAUAUAAUAAUUAUCUUACUAACUGAGUUCAAAGUCUGUGAUGUAAGUUAAUAUGGACCAAGUUUCUUUCACUAGGAUUUAUGGCCUAAGUGAAAAAAAAUUUGGUCUGUAACAUAAGUAUGGACCUCAAACUCGUUUAGUGCAAGGUUGGUAUAAACCAAAACCUAUAUUGCUUUUAUUGGUUUUCUUCAGCUUGGUAACUGAUACACUGGAGCAGGUAUCAGUCCAAUAUAACCAUAUAACACUUGACUGAUUCAGUUUAUUAUAUAAAUAAAAUUAAUUUUACCGUAUUUACCCGCAGAUAGGCCGCACCCGCGUAUUGGCCGCACCCCAAACUUUCAAUGGUUUUCAUGGGAAAAAAAAUUGUUGAGGUCGAGUACCGGGAUAAAUAAAGCAAAGUUUCAAAUCAACAACAGCUGAUGUGUAUCAAGUCAAGUUUAUUUUUGCAAUAAUUCCUACACGAACGUGAAAAUGUUCAAACUAGAAACUGAAACGUCUAUUCGCUAACAUUUUAUAUACAAAAUAAUCUUAAUUAAAGAUAAUUUUUUCGAACAAGUUUCUGUCCUUAUAUGUACAAACACGAGUAAAGUGAAGCAUAACCCUUGUAAACACGUUCGCCA
This is a messenger RNA of Pocillopora meandrina, 4663 nucleotides long. NCBI's taxonomy places the organism in Eukaryota, Metazoa, Cnidaria, Anthozoa, Scleractinia, Pocilloporidae. The record is from the annotation of a GenBank genome assembly.